AUGCGUCGAAAAACGCGCUUCGUUUGCGUCUCCGAUACGCACGGAUACACGCCUUCAGAAGCGGGAUUCAGACUCCCCGCAGGCGAUGUACUGAUCCACGCAGGAGACCUCACAAACCAGGGAAGCGCAUCUGAGCUUCGCAAGACGAUGGCCUGGAUCGUCGCUGCAGAUUUCGAAGUCAAGAUAGUUAUCUGCGGUCAAUACCGGCUACUAAAGCAGGGGCAAGCAGGAAACCACGACAUAACCCUAGACGCCCCGUUCUACAACAGUAACAGCACAAAGUUCCAAAACAAGCAUAUCGAAAUCCCACAAGAGUGCUUGGAAAUCGUCACGAACGCCUCACCAUCUGUCGUAUUCCUCCAGCACCAGUCAGCACUAGUGCGGCUCCGCAAGGCUGGUGGUCCAAACACGAUCUUCAAGGUGUUCGGCUCGCCGUAUUCUCAAUGCGAUGGGAACUGGGCGUUUCUAUACGAGGCCCACGAGGCUGAGCAGCUAUGGCGCGACAUCCCAUUGGAUGCGGAUGUUGUCGUCACACAUAUGCCGCCUCGUUUGCGGUGCGAGCCUGAUAAUGAACGAUCUACGGAAAGACCUGGGGCGGCCGUUACAGGUUGUGUGGGGUUGCGGGAAAGGCUGCGAGCUGUGAGACCGUGUCUUGCUGUUUGUGGACAUGUUCAUGGAGCACGAGGCUAUGAACGGGUUCGUUGGGGUUCAUCUGCAGCUGCAGCUAGGGUGGGCGACGAGGGCGAAAAUAAUCACAUCGAGGAUGAAAUUGUCAAAGGCGUCCUUCCGCCUCGAGGAAGCAAAAAACAGAGCCUAGUCGAUCUAACAGGCAAACGGGCGCCGCGCCUCGACAAUGAGGGCCUUGGCUUUUCUCGCGCGGUAUCGCUUUUCCCGUCAUCUAGUCCGCCAGAUGUCGUGAUACUUCCGUCCAGGCGGCCCGGUUUGCGUCUUGAUCUGGCGGGGAUUUCGCGCUUAAACGCAGUCGCCGACACCGACGCCGAAGCUGAAAGCGCCGACUUAGAGCAAAUCCGAACUCAAAGACGGGAGACAUGUAUCGUCAAUGCCGCGAUCACGGCGACAAACUGGCCGCACCAUGGAGGCAGGAAGUUCCAUCCUGGUCCUAUAGUUGUCGACCUCGAGUUGCCGGUUUGGACGAAUGGUCGUCCCGAAUCAUAG
Aspergillus mulundensis is the source of this 1176-nucleotide messenger RNA. RefSeq names its product metallophosphatase domain-containing protein. The record is from RefSeq and is a predicted model, not a curated record. Lineage: Eukaryota; Fungi; Ascomycota; Eurotiomycetes; Eurotiales; Aspergillaceae. Gene Ontology annotation, molecular function: hydrolase activity. The transcript has 2 exons. Bases 1 to 1176 code for a protein of 391 amino acids.